This is a messenger RNA of Gongylonema pulchrum, 753 nucleotides long. Lineage: Eukaryota; Metazoa; Nematoda; Chromadorea; Rhabditida; Gongylonematidae. The record is from the annotation of a GenBank genome assembly.
AUGGAAUGGAUCCAUGGAAUGGUUUUUGGUCUAUCGCCGGAGAUUCUGCAGCACAUAAUGGACAAGACGGAGAUGAUCGAAUUGCGUGGUGCAUUGCUUGACUCAUUCGUGCGACAUUCUCUUCCCAAGAAAACAUAUCUGGAUAGCAAAUCUGGCUCAGGAGCGGCAACUGAUCGUGUCAGACAUUUCGUUUUGCUUCGGCGACUCUCAGUGUUCAAUUUAAUCCUGAAUGGGGGAUCUGUAAUGGUAGCGAAAUUCGUAAGACGUAUUUUCAAACGUUGCCAUUUGGGUGUCCAGGAUAAAAUUACUGGUAUUUGGCAAGCAACUCCACCAGUGCUUUUUGUCAGGAAUGGUUUAUCGCAGACUGCACAGGAUUUAAUGGAGUUCGAGCAGCAAAAAAUAUCUGAAUGUUCUUUUACACCGGAGCAUUUUAAGCUGGUUGCUGACUUCCUGCUCAAUUCGGUGGUCCCCACGUACUGCUUCAACAAGUUCUGUGUAUUCAAAAACCUAGCUUUCGUUCAUUUUAAAUUUAAGAAACUCGUUGAUGACGGGAACUGGAUGACCGAUACGCCGUCGCUAUUGUGUGCUGCGGCGAUUAUGCGUGAAACGAACAUGGAUUGUGCCUCGAAGUGGCUUUGGGUCGUUGCACAGAUGGCGCAGUUCUGCGUGGACAAUCGCUUAAAAACACCAUUUGGCAAAGCAAUGAACACGUUUCUAACUUUUGAAAGUUCGUUUCUAAGCAUUUCUUUUUAG